Molecule: messenger RNA, 2845 nt
Organism: Solanum stenotomum
Lineage: Eukaryota; Viridiplantae; Streptophyta; Magnoliopsida; Solanales; Solanaceae
Product: probable LRR receptor-like serine/threonine-protein kinase At3g47570
Exons: 4
Coding region: 6-2696 (896 amino acids)
Biological process (GO): protein phosphorylation
Molecular function (GO): protein binding; ATP binding; protein kinase activity
Source: RefSeq, a predicted model, not a curated record
UAUCAAUGAACAAGCUUCAUGGUCAUAUGCCUAUAAGCUUGUCAAAUUGUUCACAACUUCAAAUAUUGUCUCUAUCCGUAAAUGAUUUUGAUGGACCAAUACACAGUGAAAUUGGAAGAUUGAGUAACUUGCAGAUAUUGUAUCUCGGAUCUAACCAUUUCACAGGUAUAAUUCCACAAGAAAUCGGAAAUCUUGUUAAUUUGGUGGAAUUAGCCGUGGAGGUAAACCAGAUUACCAGCUCUAUCCCAAUCUCUAUAUUCAAUAUCUCCUCAUUGCAAGUUGUUUCACUAAGGGGGAACAAUCUCAAGGGAUCCUUACCACGGGAGAUUGGCAACUUAACCAAGAUGCAAGUCUUAUUUCUUAGAGAAAAUAGGUUUACUGAGAUAAGAAAUCUCGUUGAGUUGGAGGAACUUGCUCUUGGGUUUAAUAGUUUUAGUGGUUCACUUCCAAUGGAGAUCUUCAACAUAUCAGGGAUGAGAGCAAUGGCUCUUUCAUUCAAUAAUUUAUCAGGAACCAUCCCACCAAACAUAGGUUCUGUAUUACCCAACAUUGAAGAGCUUUAUAUGAGUAACUUGACCAAUCUUGUUGGGACUGUUCCUCAUUCUAUUUCCAAUUGUUCAAAACUUACUAUCCUAGAGCUUUCAGGUAACAAACUCACAGGCUUGAUUCCCAAUUCUCUUGGAUAUUUGACUCAUCUACAGAACCUAAACUUGUGGGAAAAUAAUUUAACUAGUGAUUCAUUUUUAAGCUUCCUCACCUCCUUAACCAAUUGCAGAAAUUUAAGACUUCUUGAUCUAUCAUUGAACCCUCUAAAUGGCAUGCUUCCGGUCUCCGUAGGGAACUUCUCCAAAUCUCUUGUAAAGCUUUGUGCCACUGAUAGCAAGAUUAACGGCCAGAUUCCAAAUGAAGUUGGAAACUUAAGCAGCUUAUUAGACCUUGAUCUUUCUCAUAAUAACUUAAUUGGAUCAAUUCCAACAUCAACUCACAACUUGAGAAACCUUCAGCGUAUGUAUUUUCAGUACAACAAACUUGCAGGAUUUAUUGGAGAUCAUAUAUGUAAACUGAAUCAUUUGGGUGCUAUUGACUUGGGUCAAAAUCAACUUUCAGGAUCUCUUCCUAAUUGUUUAGGGAACGUUACUUCCCUUAGAUUGAUAUAUCUUGCUUCCAAUAAAUUGAAUUCCAAUAUACCAACAAGCUUAGGGAAUCUUAAAGAUUUAGGGCUUCUUGACUUAUCGUCAAACAACAUGGUUGGUUCUUUACCUCCAGAAAUUGGAAAUCUAAAGGCUGCGACACUAAUUGAUCUGUCAAUGAAUCAAUUCUCAAAUGGUAUUCCUAUAGAAAUUGGAGGAUUGCUAAAUCUAGAGAACUUUUCUUUGAGACACAACAAGUUGCAAGGAUCUAUACCUGACUCAAUGAGCAACAUGGUAGGUUUGGAAUUUCUAGACAUUUCUCAUAAUAAUAUAUCGGGAACUAUUCCCAUGUCUUUGGAGAAACUUCAAUACCUCAAGUAUUUUAAUGUUUCUGACAAUAAGUUGCAUGGUGAAAUACCAUCGGGAGGUCCUUUCAAGAACCUCUCGAGUCAAUUUUUCAUCAACAACGAAGCAUUGUGUGGCUUGUCAAGGUUUAAUGUCCCCACAUGCCCCACUUCAUCAACGCAUAGAUCCAAUAGGACAAAAUUGCUAGUUCUAUUUCUUUUGCUAGGAAUAACACUUGUAUUUGUUCCUAUCGCUUUCCUAUUCCUAUGGAGAAGGUAUAGAAGAGGUAAAAGAGCUCCUCAACAAGCUGGUUCAUUGUCUAUUGCAACAACAGAAAGAAUUUCAUACUAUGAACUGCUCCAAGCAACUGAUUCUCUUAGCGAGAGUAAUCUGAUUGGUUCUGGAAGUUUUGGCUCUGUCUACAAAGGCAUUCUCAGAAGUGGAACUCAUAUUGCAGUUAAAGUGUUCAAUUUGCAACGGGAAGCGGCAUUCAAGAGUUUUGAUACAGAAUGUGAAGUUUUGCGCUGCCUUCGCCAUAGGAAUCUCGUGAAAGUCAUCACUAGUUGUUCCAACCUUGAUUUUAAGGCUUUAGUGCUCGAGUUUAUGCCUAAUGGAAGUCUUGACAAGUAUUUGUAUUCACACAACUACUUCCUAGACAUUAGGCAGAGACUAAGCAUUAUGAUAGAUAUAGCAUGCGCGUUGGAAUAUCUUCAUCAUGGAUCCUCCUCUCCGGUGAUCCAUUGUGACCUGAAGCCUAGUAACGUCUUGCUGGAUGAGGAUAUGGUUGCCCACCUAAGCGACUUUGGUAUUUCAAAACUGCUUGGUGAAGAUGAGAGGGAUUUAUACACUAAAACCUUAGCAACAUUGGGUUAUAUUGCACUAGAGUAUGGACUGGAUGGAUUGGUGUCUAUAAAAUGUGAUGUCUAUAGUUACGGGAUCAUGUUGCUAGAGACGUUUACUAGGAGAAAGCCUAAUGAGUUUGAGGGAGAUCUUAGCUUGAAGCAAUGGGUGAGUUAUUCAUUCCCAGAGGCAGUAAUGGAUAUUGUAGAUGCCAACUUGAUAACAUCAAUGGAUAAUCGCUUACAGAAGGAGCUAGAUGUUGUGGCAUCAAUCAUGAAAGUGGCAUUAAAUUGUUGUGCUGAAUCUCCGGCAAGAAGGACAAACAUGAAAGAUGUUGUAGGGAUGCUACAGAAGAUCAAGAUUCUACUUCUUGCAUGUUGAGCAACAUUCUCGGAAUCACUUAUUUGUUGCAAAUGUUUACUAAAUUGUUGGAUUCAUGUAAGGAUUGUUUUUUUUUUUUUUUAGCACUUGAUUUGUGAAUGAUUCUGUUUGGGAAUACUGUUUGGUUUCGAUAAAUCUCACAAUUUCCU